GGCAGGGAGGAAGCCGAGGGACGCGGACAUCUUCGCUCCCCUAAUUUCCUCCCUGCCUUCUGCAGCCAUUUUGCACCGGCAGAGCUGGAGGGAGCGGGUGGGCUGCGGGGGAUGAAGGGAAGAGGGUAAAGAGUUGCGGGGAGCGGAGAGGCAGCCAUGGGAGAUCCCGACUGGUGUGUCUGCUGAGGCUGGCUCACUGCAGCAGCUGUCAUCAGCAUCAUGGUGAAAAGGAAAAGCUCAGAGGGCCAGGAGCAGGAGAGUGGCCGUGGCAUCCCUCUGCCCAUCCAGACCUUCCUAUGGAGACAAACCAGUGCAUUUUUAAGACCUAAACUGGGGAAACAAUAUGAAGCUUCCUGUGUGUCUUUUGAAAGAGUUUUAGUAGAAAACAAACUGCAUGGCCUUUCUCCAGCUCUCUCUGAAGCCAUCCAGAGCAUCUCUCGCUGGGAACUCGUCCAGGCUGCGCUCCCGCACGUGCUGCACUGCACCGCGACGCUGCUCUCCAACCGGAACAAGCUGGGGCAUCAGGAUAAGCUUGGAGUAGCUGAAACAAAGCUUCUUCACACUCUUCACUGGAUGCUGCUGGAGGCUCCUCAGGACUGCAGCAAUGACCGAUUUGGAGGGGACAGAGGCUCUAGCUGGGGAGGGAGCAGUAGCGCCUUUAUCCAUCAGGCGGAAAACCAAGGAUCACCAGGACAUCCCCAGCCCAGUGCCACAACUGAGGAGGAGGAGAAUAGCAGAAGGAAGUUCUUCCAGAACUCCAUGGCCACCGUGGAGCUGUUUGUCUUCCUCUUUGCUCCCCUUGUCCACAGAAUUAAAGAGUCGGAUCUGACAUUCCGCUUGGCCAGUGGCCUCGUUAUUUGGCAGCCCAUGUGGGAACACAGGCAGCCUGAAGUUUCUGCCUUCAAUGCUCUUGUAAAGCCCAUCAGGAACAUCGUUACAGCCAAGAGAAGUUCUCCCACCAACAAUCAGAGUGCGACUUGUGAAUCCCCUAAUCUGGACAGUGGCCAUACUGAGGGACUGCAGGUGGUCUGUGAGACAACACGGCCAGAUUCUGUACCUCCAAAGGCUGCUGUUUCAGCAUGUCAUCGUGGAAAUUCCUUGGAUGGAAGCAUAUCCUCCCAAACCUCUCAGGAGAGAGGUACUGCACAUCCCAGAGUGUCCUUGGUGAUCCCACCGUGCCAGAGGUCUCGCUACGCCACCUACUUCGACGUGGCCGUGCUGCGCUGCCUGCUGCAGCCACACUGGUCUGAGGAGGGCACACAGUGGUCACUGAUGUACUACCUGCAGAGGCUGAGGCACAUGCUGCAGGAAAAACCAGAGAAGCCACCCGAGCCAGAGAUCACCCCUUUGCUGAGGCCUCGGAGCAGCUCCAUGGUGGCCGCUGCACCCUCUCUGGUGAACACCCACAAAACUCAGGAUCUUACAAUGAAAUGUAACGAGGAAGAAAAAUCACUAAGUGCAGAGGCAUUUUCCAAGGUUUCAUUGACCAACUUGCGUAGACCAGCAGUUCCAGAUCUCUCCACAGACCUGGGGAUGAACAUCUUCAAAAAGUUUAAGAGCCGCAAAGAGGACAGGGAACGCGAGCGCAAAGGGUCAAUUCCUUUCCACCACACUGGGAAGAAGCGGCAGAGAAGGAUGGGGGUACCUUUCCUCCUCCAUGAGGAUCAUUUGGAUGUCUCACCCACUCGCAGCACUUUCUCCUUCGGCAGUUUCUCUGGAAUCGGAGAGGACCGACGUGGCAUUGAGAGAGGAGGAUGGCAAACCACCAUAUUAGGGAAGUUUACCAGGCGGGGGAGCUCUGACACAGCAACGGAGAUGGAGAGCCUGAGCGCCAGGCACUCGCACUCCCAUCACACGCUGGUCUCCGACCUGCCAGACCACUCAAACAGCCACGGAGAGAACACAGUCAAAGAAGUGCGGUCCCAGAUCUCCACCAUCACUGUGGCCACCUUCAACACCACCCUGGCCUCGUUCAACGUGGGCUAUGCCGACUUCUUCAGCGAGCACAUGAGGAAGCUUUGCAACCAGGUGCCCAUCCCUGAGAUGCCCCACGAGCCACUUGCAUGUGCCAACCUCCCACGGAGCCUGACAGAUUCCUGCAUCAAUUACAGUUGCUUGGAGGACACAGAUCACAUCGAUGGAACCAACAACUUUGUCCACAAGAACGGCAUGCUGGAUCUCUCGGUGGUCCUGAAGGCUGUUUACUUGGUCCUAAACCAUGACAUCAGCUCCCGGAUUUGUGAUGUGGCACUGAACAUUGUGGAGUGCUUACUGCAGCUUGGUGUGGUGCCCUGUGUGGAGAAGGUUCGGAGGAAGAGCGAGAACAAAGAAAAUGAGGCUCCUGAGAAGAGACCAAGUGAAGGAUCCUUCCAGCUCAAAGGGGCUGCUUCUGCUGGUUCAACUUGUGGAUUUGGGCCACCUCCAGUUAGUGGAGCUGGAGAUGGAGGAGAAGAAGGAGGUGGUGGAAGUGGAGGAGGAGGUGGAGGUGGAAGUGAUGGAGGUGGUGGAGGAGGAGGAGGGCCAUAUGAGAAGAAUGACAAAAAACAAGAAAAGGAUGAAGGCCCAUCUGUCAGCACCCAUAGGCUGGCACUCACAAUGCUGAUAAAAAUUGUGAAGUCCCUGGGCUGUGCCUAUGGUUGUGGAGAAGGACACCGAGGGCUCUCUGGAGAUCGCCUGAGACACCAGGUAUUCCGGGAGAAUGCUCAGAACUGCCUCACAAAGCUGUACAAACUGGAUAAGAUUCAAUUCCGGCAGACCAUGAGGGAUUAUGUGAACAGGGAUUCUCUCAAUAAUGUGGUGGAUUUCCUUCAUGCUUUACUGGGAUUCUGCAUGGAGCCAGUCACUGACAACAAGGCUGGAUUUGGGAAUAACUUCACCACAGUGGACAACAAGUCUACAGCCCAGAGUGUAGAAGGUAUUAUUGUGAGUGCCAUGUUCAAGUCACUGAUCACUCGCUGUGCUUCCACUACACAUGAGCUCCACAGCCCGGAAAACCUGGGCUUGUACUGCGAUAUCCGACAGCUGGUCCAGUUUAUCAAGGAGGCUCAUGGGAAUGUGUUUCGGAGGGUGGCACUCAGUGCCCUCUUGGACAGCGCUGAAAAGUUAAUACCAGGAAAAAAAACAGAGGAAACAGAGCAAGAGCCAAAACCUUCUGGAAGCAAAAGAUCCGAGGUGGGAAGUGUCAUCAUUGACAAAGGCCAGACCUCAGCUGCCCCCGAUGAAUGCCGGAGUUACGUCUCAAGCCGCCCAAUGCAGACUCCAGAACAUGAUGAGCAAAGCCAGGGGGCCAAUCUGGGACGGAAGGACUUCUGGCGAAAGAUGUUCAAAUCACAAAGUGCGGCGAGUGAUACCAGUAGUCAGUCUGAACAGGACACAUCCGAGUGCACCACUGCUCACUCUGGAACCACCACAGACAGGCGCUCCCGCUCCCGUUCCCGGCGAAUCUCCCUUCGAAAGAAACUCAAACUCCCUAUAGGUAAAUGGAACUGGCUGAAGCGCUCCUCCCUCUCUGGCCUGGCCGACGGAGUGGAAGAUCUCCUCGAUAUCAGCUCUGUCGACCGUCUCUCUUUCAUCAGGCAGAGUUCCAAGGUGAAGUUUACCAGCGCAGUGAAGCUGUCAGAAGGAGGGGGGCCGGGAGGAGGCCUGGACAACGGGAGAGAUGAAGAGGAGAAUUUCUUCAAGCGUCUUGGUUGCCAUAGCUUUGAUGAUCACUUGACCUCCAACCAAGAAGGAGGAAAAUCCAAGAACGUUGUGAACCUGGGAGCAAUCCGCCAAGGCAUGAAGCGCUUCCAGUUUCUCCUGAACUGCUGUGAACCAGGCACUAUCCCUGAUGCCUCCAUUUUGGCAGCAGCCCUAGAUCUUGAAGCUCCUGUAGUGGCGCGAGCGGCCCUGUUCCUCGAGUGCGCGCGCUUUGUCCACCGCUGCAAUCGUGGCAACUGGCCCGAGUGGAUGAAGGGCCACCAUGUGAACAUCACUAAGAAAGGCCUGUCCCGUGGCCGGUCACCUGUCGUGGGCAACAAAAGGAACCAGAAGCUGCAGUGGAAUGCAGCUAAGCUCUUCUACCAGUGGGGAGAUGCGAUUGGUGUCCGCCUCAACGAGCUGUGCCAUGCUGAGAGCGAGAGCCCUGCCAACCUGCUGGGCCUCAUUUAUGAUGAGGAGACCAAGAGGCGCCUGAGAAAGGAGGAUGAGGAAGAAGACUUUUUAGAUGACAGCACUGUGAAUCCUACCAGAUGUUGUUGUCCCUUUGCACUGAAGAUGGCAGCCUGUCAGCUUCUCCUGGAGAUAACUACUUUCCUUCGAGAGACCUUUCCCUACAUGGCCAGGCCGCGGACCGAGCCUCUCAUGGAUCUGGAGAGCUGCAGGCUGCGUCUGGACCCUGAGAUGGACCGGCAUAGGUAUGAAAGAAAGAUCAGCUUUGCUGGGGUUCUGGAUGAAAACGAAGAUUCAAAGGAUUCCCUGCACAGCAGCAGCCACACCCUCAAAUCUGAGGCUGGCUUCGAGGAGAAAAAAGAAGGGAGCCCUUGGAGCGCAAGCGAGCCCAGCAUUGAACCCGAGGUGCUGAGCAACACAGGCAUGGAGGAGAACUAUCAUCGGAAUAUGUCGUGGCUGCAUGUUAUGAUCCUUUUAUGCAACCAGCAAAGCUUCAUAUGUACCCACAUUGACUACUGUCACCCACACUGCUACCUCCAUCACAGCCGCUCCUGUGCUCGCCUCGUCCGGGCCAUCAAACUCCUCUAUGGAGACACAGUGGACUCUCUGCGAGAAAACACCACGCUGAACAAUGUGGCAAGAGGCAAAAAACAAAAGGAAUGCUCAGACAAGUCGUGCUUGAGAACUCCUUCUCUAAAAAAGAGGGUAAUUGAUAUCAACUUGGAAGGGAAGAAGGACUCUGGAAUGCUAAAAUACAUCAGGCAGCAGGUAAUGAGCCUCUCCCCUGCACCUUUGUCACUGCUAAUCAAGGCAGCUCCUAUCCUCACAGAAGAGAUGUAUGGGGACAUUCAGCCAGCAGCAUGGGAGCUCCUGCUCAGUGUGGAUGAGCACAUGGCUGGAGCAGCAGCUGCCAUGUUCCUGCUGUGUGCUGUGAAAGUGCCAGAGGCAGUUUCUGACAUGCUGAUGUCCGAAUUUCAUCACCCAGAAACAGUGCAAAGACUGAAUGCCAUUCUCAAAUUUCACACACUCUGGAGGUUUAGAUAUCAAGUGUGGCCAAGGAUGGAAGAGGGAGCACAGCAGAUCUUUAAGAUCCCUCCUCCAAGUAUAAACUUCACUUUGCCUUCUCCUGUGCUGGGUAUGCCAUCUGUGCCAAUGUUUGAUCCUCCCUGGGUCCCUCAGUGCAGUGGGAGUGUGCAAGAUCCCAUAAAUGAAGAUCAGUCAAAGUCAUUUUCAGCCCGAGCUGUGUCGCGUUCCCAUCAGCGAGCGGAGCAUAUCCUGAAGAACCUGCAGCAGGAGGAAGAGAAGAAACGCCUGGGCCGGGAAGCCAGUCUCAUCACUGCCAUCCCCAUCACUCAGGAGGCCUGCUACGAGCCGUCCUGCACACCCAGCUCGGAGCAGGAAGAAGAAGUAGAAGAAGUUGCCAACCUGGCCUCCCGCCGUCUUUCUGUGAGUCCUUCCUGCACCUCCAGUACAUCCCAUAGGAACUAUUCCUUCCGCCGGGGCUCUGUCUGGUCAGUGCGGUCUGCAGUCAGUGCAGAAGAUGAAGAACACACUACUGAACACACUCCAAACCAUCAUGUGCCCCAACCACCUCAGGCUGUGUUUCCAGCAUGCAUCUGUGCAGCAGUGCUCCCCAUUGUCCACUUGAUGGAAGAUGGAGAAGUCCGGGAGGAUGGAGUAGCUGUAAGUGCUGUUGCUCAGCAGGUCCUGUGGAACUGCUUAAUUGAAGACCCCUCAACAGUUCUGCGCCAUUUCCUUGAGAAGCUCACCAUCAGCAAUCGACAGGAUGAGCUGAUGUAUAUGCUAAGGAAGCUUUUGUUGAACAUUGGAGACUUUCCUGCCCAGACAUCUCAUAUCCUCUUUAACUACUUGGUAGGACUGAUCAUGUAUUUUGUACGGACUCCGUGUGAGUGGGGCAUGGAUGCCAUUUCUGCCACACUUACCUUCCUUUGGGAAGUGGUGGGUUAUGUUGAAGGACUCUUCUUCAAGGACCUCAAACAGACUAUGAAGAAGGAACAAUGUGAAGUGAAGCUGCUAGUGACUGCCUCAAUGCCAGGCACAAAAACCCUUGUUGUGCACGGACAGAAUGAGUGUGACAUUCCAACGCAGUUACCAGUCCACGAGGACACACAGUUUGAGGCUCUUCUGAAGGAGUGCUUGGAGUUUUUUAACAUACCUGAAACUCAGUCUUCUCAUUAUUUUUUAAUGGAUAAGCGUUGGAAUCUCAUUCAUUACAACAAGACCUACGUCCGUGACAUUUAUCCUUUCCGUAGGUCCGUUUCUCCCCAGCUCAACCUGGUGCAGAUGCAUCCAGAAAAGGGUCAAGAGCUCAUUCAGAAGCAGGUGUUCACCCGCAAGCUGGAAGAGGUGGGGCGAGUCUUGUUCCUGAUAUCCCUGACGCAGAAAAUACCUACUGCCCACAAGCAGUCCCACGUGUCCAUGCUCCAGGAGGACCUCCUCCGCCUGCCUUCAUUUCCCCGAAGUGCCAUUGAUGCCGAGUUCUCUCUGUUCAGUGAUCCCCAAGCUGGGAAAGAGCUCUUUGGUCUGGACACUCUUCAGAAAAGCUUGUGGAUUAAGCUGCUGGAGGAGAUGUUCCUUGGCAUGCCCAGUGAGUUCCCCUGGGGGGAUGAGAUCAUGCUGUUCCUGAACGUCUUCAAUGGUGCCCUGAUCCUGCACCCCGAGGACAGUGCCUUGCUGAGGCAGUACGCGGCCACCGUCAUCAACACAGCCGUGCACUUCAACCACCUCUUCUCCCUCAGCGGGUACCAGUGGGUGCUGCCCAGCAUGCUGCAGGUGUACUCUGACUAUGAAAGCAACCCCCAGCUGCGCCAAGCGAUCGAGUUCGCGUGUCGCCAGUUCUACGUCCUGCACCGCAAGCCCUUUAUCCUGCAGCUGUUUGCCAGCGUGGCCCCUCUCCUGGAGUUCCCUGAUGCCACAAACAACGGAACCAGCAAAGGAGUGUCAGCUCAGUGCCUGUUUGACCUUCUGCAGUCCUUGGAGGGAGAUACUCCUGAUAUUUUGGACAUCUUAGAGCUGGUGAAAGCAGAAAAGCCUCUCAAGUCAUUAGACUUCUGCUAUGGAAGUGAAGACCUGACCUUUUCCAUCAGCGAAGCCAUCAAGCUGUGUGUGACAGUGGUGGCCUAUGCUCCUGAGUCAUUCAGAAGCCUCCAGAUGCUGAUGGUCUUGGAAGCGCUUGUUCCCUGUUACCUACAGAAACUGAAGCGACAAACCUCUGAAGUGGAGACUGGGACAGCAGCUCGUGAGGAGAUUGCUUCUAUGGGUGCCCUUGCCACCUCUUUGCAGGCCCUCCUGUACAGUGUAGAAGUUCUCACCAGGCCUAUGACAGCUCCACAGAUGAGUCGAUGUGACCAGGGCCAUAAAGGGACCACAACAGCAAACCACACCAUGACAGCAGGUGUGAACACCAGGUACCCUGAACAAGGAACCAAACUACACUUUAUCAGGGAGAACCUUCACAUAUUGGAGGAGGGCCAGGGUCUUCCCCGAGAGGAGCUGGAUGAACGAAUUGCCAGAGAGGAGUUCAGGAGACCACGGGAGUCAUUGCUGAAUAUCUGCACAGAGUUUUACAAGCACUGUGGUCCAAGGCUGAAGAUUUUGCAGAAUCUGGCUGGUGAGCCCCGCGUGACUUCUCUGGAGCUGCUGGAUGUGAAGUCCCACAUGAGGCUGGCGGAAAUCGCACACUCCCUGCUGAAACUGGCACCUUACGACACGCAGACCAUGGAGAGCCGCGGGCUCCGGCGCUACAUCAUGGAGAUGCUGCCCAUCACCGACUGGACGGCCGAGGCGGUGAGACCUGCCCUUAUCCUCAUCUUAAAGAGAUUGGAUCGUAUGUUCAAUAAAAUUCACAAGAUGCCUACUCUGAGGCGCCAGGUUGAGUGGGAGCCUGCCAGCAGUUUGAUUGAAGGGGUUUGUUUGACACUUCAGAGGCAGCCUAUCAUAUCCUUCCUGCCUCACCUUAGGUCUCUGAUCAAUGUCUGUGUCAAUCUGGUGAUGGGAGUAGUAGGACCCUCCAGUGUGGCUGACGGAUUACCCCUUCUUCAUCUCAGCCCUUAUCUCUCACCACCUCUUCCCUUCAGCACAGCUGUUGUCCGGCUUGUAGCAUUGCAGAUACAGGCUUUGAAAGAAGAUUUCCCCCUAAGCCAUGUCGUCUCCCCAUUCACCAAUCAGGAAAGAAGGGAAGGAAUGCUUUUAAACCUACUGAUUCCAUUUGUGCUCACAGUAGGAUCUGGAAGCAAAGACAGCCCCUGGCUGGAGCAGCCUGAGGUCCUGCUGCUGCUCCAGACUGUUAUCAAUAUCCUCCUGCCACCUCGAAUCAUCAGCACUUCCAGAAGCAAGAAUUUUAUGCUGGAGAGCUCCCCUGCCCACUGCUCCACUCCAGGGGAUGCAGGGAAGGACCUGCGACGGGAAGGGCUCGCAGAGUCCACCAGCCAGGCUGCCUACCUGGCCCUGAAGGUGAUCCUUGUUUGCUUUGAACGCCAGCUGGACAGCCAGUGGUACUGGCUGAGCCUGCAAGUCAAAGAGAUGGCCCUGCGGAAGGUGGGAGGGCUGGCCCUGUGGGAUUUCCUCGACUUUAUCGUACGAACACGGAUCCCUAUCUUUGUGCUCCUUCGGCCCUUCAUCCAGUGCAAGCUGCUGGCCCAGCCGGCUGAGAACCACGAGGAGCUGACGGCCCGACAGCACAUUUCCGACCAGCUGGAGAAACGGUUCAUCCCGCGCCCGCUCUGCAAGAGCUCCCUCAUCGCCGAGUUCAACAAUGAGCUGAAGAUCCUGAAGGAGGCCGUGCACAGUGGGUCGGCUUACCAAGGGAAGACAUCCGUCAGCACUGUGGGCACCUCCACCUCCGCGUACCGCCUGAGCCUGGCCACCAUGUCCCGCUCCAACACCGGCACCGGCACGGUCUGGGAGCAGGACAGCGAGCCUUCCCAGCAGGCCUCGCAGGACACGCUGAGCCGCACCGAUGAGGAGGAUGAAGAAAAUGACUCCCUGAGCAUGCCCAGUGUGGUAAGUGAACAAGAAGCAUACCUUAUGGGUGCCAUUGGGAGGAGGCGGUUCUCCAGCCAUCUCUCCAGCGUGUCUGCACCUCAGGCUGAGGUGGGCAUGUUGCCCAGCCAAAGUGAACCUAAUGUCCUCGAUGACUCCCCGAGCCUGGCCACUGAGGGCAGCCUCUCUAGGGUGGCAAGUGUGCAGAGUGAGCCAGGACAGCAGAACCUUCUUCUGCAGCAGCCCUUGGGGCGGAAGAGAGGCCUGCGGCAGCUUCGCCGGCCACUGCUGUCCCGUCAGAAAACUCAGACGGAGCCUCGGAGCCGUCCCGGAGCGCGACUCUCCACCACGCGGCGGAGCAUCCAGCCAAAGCCUAAACCCUGCGCGGAGCAGAAGCGGUCGGUGACGUUCACUGAGGCCCCGCCCGAGGCUCCCCCCGCCUGCCCUGGGGACACUCUGGCUCUGGUGGCCCAGCAGGUGGGCUGUGGCCACAGCAGCCCCCCAGUGACCAGCAAGCAGGAGCCCCUCAGCAAGCCCAUGCUCACCUCCUCCCCUGCCAUCGUUGUCGCUGAUCUCCACAGCCAGGCCACCGGCCAGUUGCAGAGCGAGGCACUCUCUGCUGAGAAGGAGAAGGAAAAAGAGGAGGGCCUGGAGUCCCGGCCAACAGCAGCACAGAGCACCCCACCCACCCAGCUCUCUGACACCGAGGACUAUGCUGGCCUCGAGACCACCAGCUUGCUGCAGCACGGGGACACUGUCCUUCACAUCAGUGAGGACAACGGGAUGGAGAACCCCUUGCUGGCCACUCACUUCAGCUUCACACACGUGGAGCUCGGGGAGACGGACAUCGAUCUGGAUGAAUCUCAUGUUUAACUCCUGGGGAAGUGCCAUAGUGGGAGGAGGAAGAGAAAGUGCACCUUCUCCUUAGAAUUCACUGCUGACUAGUAAUUAAUUAAAACCAAGAGCACUUUAUUAUCCUUAUUAUAAGAAAAUGGCUAUCAGUAGGUUGCUGUAGACUGGCAAGUCUCUGUGAAAUCUGUUUCAGUUCAGGGCGAGACCACAAGAUAAGAGAAUUUGUACUGAAUUCUGAGGGUAGGGGUGUGUAGGCAAAUGUGGUCCACAGAGCCUUGAUCUGGCAGCCGUGUACUGUGAGCAGCAGCCUCGUGGGUAACAGGCUGUUGGACUGCGUGAGACAGAAAAGCCUCUUCUGUGAUUGUGCCCAAUAUUUAUUUUUGUAGUGUUUUUGAGAGGGGGGCUAUAUAGCAGCUGAAUCCAAGGCUCUUACACCUUGGUACUGACAGUGAAAACACUGACA
Messenger RNA from Manacus vitellinus (golden-collared manakin), 10465 nucleotides. RefSeq names its product unc-80 homolog, NALCN channel complex subunit (gene UNC80). The transcript has 64 exons. Bases 220 to 10023 code for a protein of 3267 amino acids. Lineage: Eukaryota; Metazoa; Chordata; Aves; Passeriformes; Pipridae. Gene Ontology annotation, biological process: monoatomic cation homeostasis. Gene Ontology annotation, cellular component: axon; cation channel complex. Gene Ontology annotation, molecular function: monoatomic cation channel activity. The record is from RefSeq and is a predicted model, not a curated record.